AUGAGUUGGUGCUGGCAGGGCUGUUUGCAGUGUAUUUUUAUUGGCACUGUAUCAAGCAUUGAACGAAAUCAUGAACAAGUGGAAUUAGCAAGGACAGGCGAAGAUGUUUGUAUCAAAAUCGAAAAUACAACUGGUGAAGCGCCGAAGCUGUAUGGCAGACAUUUUACACAUGAAGAUACUCUUGUUAGUCGAUGUAUUUUUAUUGGCACUGUAUCAAGCAUUGAACGAAAUCAUGAACAAGUGGAAUUAGCAAGGACAGGCGAAGAUGUUUGUAUCAAAAUCGAAAAUACAACUGGUGAAGCGCCGAAGCUGUAUGGCAGACAUUUUACACAUGAAGAUACUCUUUUAACGCGAGAAACAAUAGACGUUUGUAAGGAGCACUUCCGGGAGGACUUAACGCGCGCCGACUGGCAGCUGGUGAUCAGCUUGAAAAAAGUGCUUGGCAUAUUGUAA
Messenger RNA from Gongylonema pulchrum, 453 nucleotides. The record is from the annotation of a GenBank genome assembly. NCBI's taxonomy places the organism in Eukaryota, Metazoa, Nematoda, Chromadorea, Rhabditida, Gongylonematidae.